Molecule: messenger RNA, 816 nt
Organism: Lotus japonicus
Lineage: Eukaryota; Viridiplantae; Streptophyta; Magnoliopsida; Fabales; Fabaceae
Product: protein FAR1-RELATED SEQUENCE 5-like
Exons: 3
Coding region: 1-816 (271 amino acids)
Biological process (GO): regulation of DNA-templated transcription
Source: RefSeq, a predicted model, not a curated record
AUGGGUACUAUGGAAGAUGAAGAUGAUGAGUUGAAAUAUUUCGGUGAAGAUGUUGAACACGGUGACGAAAGUCGUGCUGGUUAUAUUGUUGAUGAUCAGACCAAUGGGUUUUGUGUCCGAAAAUACAAUAUUAUAAAAAGUCAGAAAACCGGGGACAUAUUGCAGCAAGAAUUUGUUUGUAACAUGAAUGGUAGACGUGAAGGAAGGGGGUUGACAUUGGAGCAAUGGAAACGAGAGCCUAAGCAAGAAAUUAGAUGCGGUUGUAAGGCUAACUUCAGUGUUCAUGUUGACAUUAUAAGUGGCCGAUGGUAUUGUACUUACUUUACAGAUAUUCACAAUCAUGAGCUAUUUGAUGAUGUCGAGUGUGGAAUGCAGGCACCUUAUAGGAAGAUGAGUUUGAGUGAUAUAGCUCAGAUGAAUAGCUACAGAGAUGCUGGGACUGGGGUUCCUCAUAUUUUCCGUGCAAUUGUGAAUCAAUGUGGAGGAGUUGUUAAAAUGUCGUACAGUAAAAAGAGCAUGCACAACCAGAUUAGUUGGCAAAGGUGGAUGCUUGAAAAUGAUUGUGACGGCAAUGUAUAUGGUGAUGUGUUGGCAUUUGAUGUCACAUAUGAGGAAAAUAAGUACUUGCUGUCAAUAGUUGUGUUCUCAGGUGUAAACAAUCAUAAUCGAACAACCGUUUUUGCUAUUGCGGUGGUUACAAAUGAAACUGAGGAAUCUUAUGUGUGGUUGUUGGAACAAUUCUUGGCAGCAAUGAAUGGUAGAGAACUUGUUGCUGUUAUUACAGAUGGUCACCCACUCAAUGAGGAAUGCAAUUAG